GUUCCCGAGGGAAAUCCCCAGGCUGGGAUGAGCGGUGCCCGCACACACACAGUUCCUCCUCCGGGCGCGCAGGGGGCGCCGCGGCGGGCGGGGCGGGGCGGCCAUGGCGGACCGGCUGACGCAGCUGCAGGACGCGGUGAACUCGCUCGCAGACCAGUUCUGUAACGCCAUCGGAGUGCUGCAGCAGUGCGGGCCCCCGGCCUCCUUCAGCAACAUCCAGACCGCCAUCAACAAGGACCAGCCCGCCAACCCUACGGAAGAGUAUGCCCAGCUGUUUGCAGCCCUGAUCGCCCGCACUGCCAAGGACAUCGAUGUGCUCAUAGACUCCCUGCCCAGUGAGGAAUCCACAGCAGCUCUGCAGGCUGCAAGUCUCUAUCGGUUGGAAGAGGAGAACCACGAGGCGGCUGCCCGGCUGGAGGAGGUGGUUUACCGUGGGGAUGUGCUGCUGGAGAAGAUCCAGAGCGCCCUGGCGGAUAUCGCACAGUCACAGCUGAAAACCAGGAGCGGCACCCCCAGCCAGCCCCUUCCCGAAUCCUAGCGCCAGAGGGCAGCGUGGCCCUGCCAGACCGCCUCGGGAACACCUCUGGAUCCACCGGGAAUGCAGCAGCAGCCCAUGGGACUCUGCUUUGUCAAAGCUCAGACUGCAGGUUCUGUGUGGGAAACAGUUCUCCUACGGGAUCAGUGGUGCUGCUCUGGAAUUGGGUGUAUUGAUGGAUGUUUCCUUGCCUGAAAAUAUGAAUUUCUGAGCUUUCUGUUGUAAACUUGUAUGGUUAUGGUAUGCUUUUUGUAAGGCUCACGCAGACACACUUGAAUUUGCCAGAGUUCCAGGGGGACGGUGCUGUGAAUGCAGUGGUGGCCAUCUGGUUUAAUUAACAAGAAUGGUAAUUAAACAUUGGUGUGACUGAUGGACUGGUUCACCACCCUUUACAGAGCAAACGAAAGGGAAAGUAAACUGUUUGCAGAGUAAUUGGCAUCUCAUUUACAAAGAAAUAAACCUGCAGAUAUCUGA
This is a messenger RNA of Pipra filicauda (Wire-tailed manakin), 1009 nucleotides long. RefSeq names its product mediator complex subunit 21 (gene MED21). Gene Ontology annotation, biological process: regulation of transcription by RNA polymerase II. Gene Ontology annotation, cellular component: mediator complex. The transcript has 4 exons. Bases 104 to 538 code for a protein of 144 amino acids. NCBI's taxonomy places the organism in Eukaryota, Metazoa, Chordata, Aves, Passeriformes, Pipridae. Gene Ontology annotation, molecular function: transcription coregulator activity. The record is from RefSeq and is a predicted model, not a curated record.